Molecule: messenger RNA, 2713 nt
Organism: Falco peregrinus (peregrine falcon)
Lineage: Eukaryota; Metazoa; Chordata; Aves; Falconiformes; Falconidae
Gene: FOXQ1
Product: forkhead box Q1
Biological process (GO): anatomical structure morphogenesis; regulation of transcription by RNA polymerase II; cell differentiation
Molecular function (GO): DNA-binding transcription factor activity, RNA polymerase II-specific; RNA polymerase II cis-regulatory region sequence-specific DNA binding
Source: RefSeq, a predicted model, not a curated record
AAAACAAACCCAAAAAUUAAAAUUAAUUUUUCUAGAAAGUGUUUAGGCAAAAUUACAGAAUACUUAUUGUCCUAGGUUUUAUGGAAAAUGUAUAGACCCACAAUGUGAGAGAACAAAAAAAAAAAAAAGUUAAAACAAAGUCAUUGUUUUAAAAAAAGAAAGCCAAAACCACAAUAGAAGAUUUUAUUGGAGAGCAACAGUUGUAACAGAGAAGUUACAAACGCACCAUCCGGAAGGGAUCACGCAACGCUACUGUAUGUACAUUAACACACUUAAAAGUAAGGUUAAAGUUUAGACUAAUUCUCUCGUAGCAAAAGCCCAUAGCCUUGCCUACCUGUUCACAUCUUACCCCUGCACCAGGUGUGGUUAUGACAGAAGGGGAGGGGGGCCCGGGCUGAACCGACUUUGUCAGGCUACAUAAAUCAUUAGGAAUUCACAACUGCGAAGCCGUGUAUUAUUUUCCAGCAGGUUGUUGAGCUGUCACAUUACAACUUGUUGCAGUACACGGCGCUAUUAAAAUAAAUCACGGCACGUAACAGGUUCUGCUCUGCCACCUACAAGCCAGUGUGCAUUUUACACCUGGGAGGCGGGCCCGGCUCUGCGACGUCGCGCCGAGCUGCGGCUCCAUUCGAAAUACCCGGGAAGGGGAGGGACCAGGCGGGAGAAAAUACAAACAAGUUUCGUAAAAUAACUUUCCAACAAGACCUCGCUGUCAUCUCAGCUAAUUACGGCCCUGAUACGGCUUAUUAGCGCAUACCCACCUUUGCUACCUUGCUUCUCCACCCACCACCCUUUCAGAUCUUCGUCCUGGCUCCGCCUCUCGCCGGCGUUAUAAUGGGCUGGUCUGAAAGUGGUGGAGAGACACAGAACCACAGGGGAAGAGAGAGAUAAUGACAAUAACACUAAUAACCCUAAUAACCCGGCUGCUGCCCGCGCCGCAGCGAGGAGCCAGCCCGGCGCCCCGGCGCUGACGGGGGCCGGAGCCCCAGAGCCAGGAGUAACCCCGACGGCCGGCAAGAGCUUCUCCCCGCGCCGGGGCAGCGCCGAACGGUAACAGCGGCCCCGAGGAGGACCGGGCUCGGGGGGGCGCGGAGCGCAGCCGGCACCGGCAGCCGCCCGCUCGCACCAGCUCCGCGGGGGCCUCCUCGCCCCUCUCCUCCGGCCCCAUGGAGCUGCGGGAGUGAAGAGCCAGGACAGAAAGGAGGGCGGAGAGCAAGCGAGCGUCCCGGCGGGGGGAGCAGGAGGUGGAAGCCGGAGGAAGCGCCCCGUCCGCCGCCGAGGGCGGCAGGGCACCGCCGCCCGUCCGCAGCGCCCAGCGGCCGGGAAGGGGCCAAGGGCCAGCGGUCAGCCCCCCGCUAGCGACUCCCGGGGCGGCCGCCCGAGGCCAGCCCGCCGCCCAGCGCCGCCCGCCCUGCCUGCUGCCGCGGAGCUGUCCAAGCCGGCGCGGGGGCACAAACCCCCCGGAGCGCCUCGCCGCCCCUGAGGGCUGCGCCGAGGGGCGGGGGUCGCGCCCGCCCAGCGGAGCCGCGGGGGCGCGGGGUGGCCCGCCGGCGCCGCCGCCAUGAAGCUGGAGGUGUUCUCGCAGCACUACGAGGACAAGCUCAGCGCCGGCAGCGACCAGGAAGGCAGCGGCUCCCUCUCCCCGGCGCCGGCCGAGAGCGAGCUGGGCUCGGACGGCGACUGCGCCGCCAACAGCCCGGGCGGCGGGGCCGGGCGGCCGGGGCACCCCCAGCCGCCGCCCCCCGCCCCGCAGCCGCCGGCGCCGGCCGAGAGCGCCAAGGGGAAGCCCUACACGCGGCGGCCGAAGCCGCCGUACUCCUACAUCGCGCUGAUCGCCAUGGCCAUCCGCGACUCGGCCGGCGGCCGCCUGACCCUGGCCGAGAUCAACGACUACCUGAUGAGCCGCUUCCCCUUCUUCCGCGGCGCCUACACCGGCUGGCGCAACUCGGUGCGCCACAACCUCUCCCUCAACGACUGCUUCGUCAAGGUGCUGCGCGACCCGGCGCGGCCCUGGGGCAAGGACAACUACUGGAUGCUGAACCCCAGCAGCGAGUACACCUUUGCCGACGGCGUCUUCCGCCGCCGCCGCAAGCGCCUCAGCCGCGCCGCCCCGCCGCCGCAGCCCGCCCGCCCCGCCGCCCCGCCGCCGCCGCCACCGCAGGAGGCGGCCGGAGCGGGCGCCGCGUCCCCCGGCGCUUCCCCGCGGCAGCGGCGGGGGGGCAGCGGGGCGGGGGCGGCGGGCGGCGGCGGCGCCAAGUUCUCCAGCUCCUUCGCCAUCGAGAGCCUCCUCCGGCGGCCGGCCAGGCCCCGCGCCGCCCCGCAGCCGCCGCCGCACGUCCGCCUCCUCUGGCCGGCGCCGCCCGGGCCCCCGCACCUGCUGCCCGGCCCCUACCCGCUGCUCCCCUACCCACCUGCCGCGCAGCCCCCGCCCGCCGCCCUCUACGGCGGCGGCCUCCUGCAGCUCUGCGCCUACGGGCUGGGCGAGCCGCCGCCGCUGCUCCUGGGGGGCGGGCGGCAGGCGCUGGCCCAGGGCGAGCCGCCGCCGGCGGAGCGGCCGCGGCCGCCGCUCUUCCCCGCCGCCCUUCCCAAGGGCGGGAGGGGGCCGCCCGGCUCCCCGCUCUACGGGCCCCUCCGGCUGGCCGGGCCGCCGCAGCCGGCGGCGGGGGGCUCGGCCUCGUUCCGCCCGUACGCCGUGGAGACCCCCCUGGCUUAA